This is a messenger RNA of Thyridium curvatum, 1599 nucleotides long. RefSeq lists its product as uncharacterized. The record is from RefSeq and is a predicted model, not a curated record. The transcript has 2 exons. The coding region runs from base 1 to 1599 and encodes 532 amino acids. Gene Ontology annotation, cellular component: P-body; CCR4-NOT core complex; CCR4-NOT complex. Gene Ontology annotation, molecular function: poly(A)-specific ribonuclease activity; nucleic acid binding. Lineage: Eukaryota; Fungi; Ascomycota; Sordariomycetes; Thyridiales; Thyridiaceae.
AUGCCUCCGCCGGCCCCUAGGUUCCCGGGCGGACCAAGCGCGAUCUCCCCUUACCCGCACCAGUUCGCCUCCCACGCGCAGGCGCACUCGGCCAACCAGCCCCCGCAGCUCGGCGGCAACCCUUCCUACCUCAACCCCAAUGCCCAGAUCAGCCCCUUCGCCGGCAACGGCGCGCUCGCGCUGGCGGCGGGGCUGAACCCCGGCGGCGGCGGCGGCUUUGGCGCGGACGGCAACGUAGGGCUCGGGAGCCAGGCCGCCCGGAUGGGCUUCGCGCACGGCGCCCACCUGCAGCAGCAGCAGCAGCAGCAGCAGCAGCACCAUCACCAGCAGUCGCACGUGCUAGGCGAGCCGCAGACCCGGAAUCAGGCUAAGGGCCGGAUACGAGAAGUGUGGAAGCACAACCUGCACGAGGAGAUGGCGGUGCUGAGGGACCUGGUGGAGGACUAUCCGUAUAUUGCUAUGGAUACUGAGUUCCCCGGCGUGGUCUCGAGGCCGAUGGGAGGAUUUAGGGGCAAGAGCGACUACCACUACCAAUGUCUGCGGACAAACGUCGACCUGCUCAAGGUCAUCCAGAUCGGCAUCACGCUGUUCAACGAGGACGGCGAGACGCCGCCAGCGCGGCCGAACCCUGCAGAGCCAAAGGAGGUUGGCCCGGCGGCCAGGAGAGCUGGCAAUCAAGGCGUCAUGCCCUACUCGUGGCAGUUCAACUUCAAGUUUUCACUCAAAGAGGACAUGUACAACCAGACCUCGAUCGACUCGCUCAUCCAGGCAGGCAUCGACUUCAACGUGAUGGAGCGGGACGGCAUCGACGCCCAGGAGUUUGCGUCAUUACUCAUUCCCUCAGGCCUCGUUUGCUUCGAGAACGUCAAGUGGAUCUCUUUCCACGGCGGCUACGACUUUGGCUACCUCACCAAGCUGCUGCACUGCAAGGCCCUGCCCAACGACGAGGUCGAGUUCGACCAGAUCAUGAAGCUGUACUUCCCCUCCACCUACGACGUCAAGCACCUGAUGAAGUUUGCCAUCCGGCUGCACAACCAAGGGCUGCUCAGCCCCAACGACCCGGCCUCGACCGAGGUCCUGCAGAAGUUUGAGCACAAGUCCGGUCUGGAGAACAUCGCCGAGGCGCUCAAGGUCAAGCGCAUCGGCGCCGCGCACCAGGCCGGGUCCGACUCGCUGCUGACGGGCCGCGUCUUCUUCCAGAUGCGCGAGAAGAUCUUCAACGGCGAGAUCCCCGACGAGCACGUCGGCAAGGUCUGGGGCCUCAUGGUGCCCGACAUCCAGCCCAUCAUCAACAGCAACAUGUCGUCUGCUGCUGCUGCCGCCGCCGCCGCCGCCGCCGCUGCUGCUGCUGCUCACGGCCAAGGCGGCGGCAACAAUGCGCAGCAGCAGGUCGAGAACACGCCCCCGGCGGGCUCGUCGUCAGGAGGAGCCGCCAACGGGGCCAACGGCACGCCGAGCACGCCCAACACGGGCAGCGUGGGCCUGGUGAGCACGCCGGCGGCGGGCAGCCACAACACCAACUCGAUGGGCAUGGGGCCUAUGACGCCCGGCGGCGGGGGCGGCGUCUUUGGGAGCUUUGCCUUUUCGGGGAGCAGAUAG